AUGGCCAGAUCUCUCGUUGAUAAGCACCCGCUUCAGCGGAUGCCGAGCCCUUCACGGGGCUUGUCAGCCUUGGUUCAUUUGGUCGGACUUUCGAGCUUUUUGUGGUCAUUCAAAUACAUGCACGAAAACCCUAACCAUGCUAAUCAAGCAUAUGGCUGGCAUUUUCAAUAUCUGACCGUGAUUGGCCUGUCGUUGUCAACACUCACUUUUGCGGUUGCACUACUGGCGGAUAUUACCUCGUCCCGGCGACUGUUCCUGGUCAAAAACAUCCUGUCGAUAUGCAGUGCCCCCCUUGAGGUCGUGAUUAGUGUUUUGUACUGGGGUCUUCGCUUGAUUGAUGAGCGUUUGGUGAUCCCCGAAGACCUCUUUAUCCCCAUGCACGCCGACAUCAGCUUCCACGCAACGCCAUCGGUGGUGAUGUUGACUGACUUACUGCUCCUAUCCCCACCCUGGACGAUCACUGUACUCCCUGCACUCGGGCUGUCUGGUACUAUUGCCUUCGGCUACUGGUUCUGGAUUGAGCAAUGCUUCUCCCAAAAUGGAUGGUACCCAUAUCCUAUCUUUGAAGCACUGCCCACAUCAGGUCGUAUUGGCCUAUUUACUCUCAGUGCCGUUGUCAUGGCACUAAGCACCGUUACUCUCAAGUGGCUCCAUGGGCGCGUCAAUGGAUUUGGUAGCCCCAUGAAGCCGGAAUCCCGCCCAGGUGAUAUCAAGCGAAAGCACGGUCUGUAA
This is a messenger RNA of Penicillium mononematosum, 732 nucleotides long. RefSeq names its product androgen-induced gene 1 family protein. Gene Ontology annotation, cellular component: endomembrane system; membrane. The coding region runs from base 1 to 732 and encodes 243 amino acids. Lineage: Eukaryota; Fungi; Ascomycota; Eurotiomycetes; Eurotiales; Aspergillaceae. The transcript has 7 exons. The record is from RefSeq and is a predicted model, not a curated record.